Molecule: messenger RNA, 718 nt
Organism: Aspergillus costaricaensis CBS 115574
Lineage: Eukaryota; Fungi; Ascomycota; Eurotiomycetes; Eurotiales; Aspergillaceae
Exons: 2
Coding region: 129-473 (114 amino acids)
Source: RefSeq, a predicted model, not a curated record
CUCUCAAUUAUCAACAACCUCACUCUUCUAAACCUAAUAAUUCAUAUAAGCUUAUAAAACUUACGACUAUUAUCACCCUACUACAUCGAGCAAUACUCCUCAUCUCCAAUCCUAUUUCAACAGCCAAAAUGCAAUUCACUCUGCUCCUCUCCGCUCUGAUGGCAAUGAUCAUCUCAACCCUGGCCCUCCCUACCGGCGACACUCGUCUCGCUCAACUUCGCCUGUUCGGCGAACCUGGCUGCUACAAUGAAAACAUGGGCGAACUGGGCAUUUAUCGAUCGGCUCUCAACCAAUGCAAAACCUUCCCUGGCAACCAGACCAUCGAGUCUGUUAGCUUCGAAUACAAUGUCGCCGGCUGUGGUGUGCAAAUCUUCACUGAAGACGAUUGCUCCGCCGGCCAGCACAACGUCACCCUGGGACAAUGCCUCCAAGGCGAUGCCGAAUAUGUCAGCUACAAGUUGGUGUGCAACUAAGGGAUUGACUUCAUGAUAUUUUCUACGAUAAUGUCGAUGAUAUUUGAGUGGAUGGUGUAUAAUGAAUGAUGGAACAAUGUAUAGAGGAGAGGAAUGGCCACCUUCCCACGCAGUCUCGGGAAAAUAAUAAUUGUGUCUAUACGGCCAGAUGAUGACGAUGGAUGAUGGGACUUUAUGACAUGUUACGGUCGCGAAUGCUGUACCUAAUAUUUACUGCCUAUACGAAUGAUAUGCAAUCAUGCUUU